This is a messenger RNA of Ipomoea nil (Japanese morning glory), 726 nucleotides long. RefSeq names its product coiled-coil-helix-coiled-coil-helix domain-containing protein 10, mitochondrial-like. The coding region runs from base 91 to 510 and encodes 139 amino acids. The transcript has 5 exons. NCBI's taxonomy places the organism in Eukaryota, Viridiplantae, Streptophyta, Magnoliopsida, Solanales, Convolvulaceae. The record is from RefSeq and is a predicted model, not a curated record. Gene Ontology annotation, cellular component: mitochondrion; nucleus. Gene Ontology annotation, biological process: mitochondrion organization.
UCUAGGGUUCUUGUGGACUUGAAAAAGCCUCGUAUCUCAUCGUCUUUCCUCGGUGUCUCUCUUGGUUGCGCCGCCUCUAUCUCUGAAAACAUGCCUCGCCGGAGCUCUGGAAGAUCUGCCCCACGUCCUGCUCCUCGUCGAGCUCCACCUCCAGCUCCUGUAAGCCAUGCCCCGCCCCCAGCUCCUGUCCAAAGCAGUGGUGGGGGAUCUAUGCUUGGAAACAUAGGAUCAACCAUAGCUCAAGGUGUGGCUUUUGGUACUGGAAGUGCUGUGGCACAUAGGGCUGUUGAUGCCGUCAUGGGUCCUCGCACCGUUCAGCAUGAAAUGGUCGGAGGUCCAGCACCCGAUGCUCAAGCACCCUCAACCAACAGUGUUGGCUCUGAUGCUUGCGGCAUGCAUACUAAGGCUUUCCAAGAUUGCUUGAAUAGCUCCGGAAAUGACAUUGGCAAGUGCCAAUUCUACAUGGAUAUGCUGACCGAGUGCAGAAGGAACUCAAUGCUGAAUGCCUAAGCCUGAAGCUUUUUUACUGCUGUUCUGAUAAUCGAACUGCUAUGAAAUUUCCCUCCAUGAUUAUGGGGCAUUUUAUGCUACUAUUAUACAAUCUUCAUAAAAAUUUCUCUGAAUAAGUUUAUACGAUUUCGGAUGUGAAAUGGACCAUUAUCCAUGGUGUCUUUGGUUUCAUUUUCAGUAAAGACAUACUGGAUAAUUACUUCCUGUUCUAUUUUA